Messenger RNA from Gambusia affinis (western mosquitofish), 3799 nucleotides. It is a transcript of the gene itgb1a, whose product is annotated as integrin, beta 1a. Gene Ontology annotation, cellular component: focal adhesion; cell surface; integrin complex. The record is from RefSeq and is a predicted model, not a curated record. The transcript is spliced from 16 exons. Bases 358 to 2748 code for a protein of 796 amino acids. Lineage: Eukaryota; Metazoa; Chordata; Actinopteri; Cyprinodontiformes; Poeciliidae. Gene Ontology annotation, molecular function: laminin binding; C-X3-C chemokine binding; collagen binding involved in cell-matrix adhesion. Gene Ontology annotation, biological process: cell migration; cell adhesion mediated by integrin; cell-matrix adhesion.
AACUGGCCGCUUUGCUGCGGGCGGUUGCGGCGUCUCCCUUCUCUUUAUCCUAAUUUAGUCCGAGGACAGGAGACCUCGCUCCCGGCGCUUCAAGGAUACAGUUGUUUCUUUCCAGGCUUUCUUCUCCUUUUUUUCCGCCUUAAAUAUAUGGUAACAUUUACGUUUUCGUCAUCCAAGUGGAAGUUGAGUGGCAUGAAGAUUCGGAGGAAGCUUUGAGUCCUCGGAUAGAAAGUGUCCGCCGGUGCCAACAGGGCAGACAGCCGCUGCUCUCGGUGCUUCUGUGUAGCGGGACAUCACCGGGAGCUGGACGCUCUUUGCUCCUGUAUGUCGCCUCGGAUAUAACAGCGCAGCGGCGAGAUGGAUCUGAAGCUGAUCUUCAUUGCAUUUAUAGGACUCUUUUACUGCUGUAACUCUCAGAAAGAGGGGAACGAGUGCAUCAACAAAAAUGCCAAACACUGCGGAGAGUGCAUCCAGACCGGAGCCAAAUGUGGCUGGUGUACAGACCCGGACUUCCUGAAACAGGGCGAGACCGUGUCAAGCCGGUGUGACGAGCUGCAGUCUCUGAUAAAACGGGGCUGCAACAAGACAUUUAUCGAGAACCCGCUGGGGAAAAAGGACAUUCUCAAGGACAAGGAUGUGACCAAUCGCAGCAAAGAGAAAUUGAGACCAGAGGACAUCACUCAGGUCCAGCCCCAACAAGUCAGACUCACCCUCCGAUCUGGUGAGCCGCAGUCCUUCAAGCUGAAGUUUAAGCGGGCAGAAGAUUACCCCAUCGACCUGUACUACUUGAUGGACCUGUCCUACUCCAUGAAGGACGAUCUGGAGAAUGUGAAGAACCUGGGGACCAGUCUGAUGCAUGAGAUGUCGAAGAUUACGUCUGACUUCAAGAUAGGUUUUGGCUCCUUUGUGGAGAAGACAGUCAUGCCUUACAUCAGCACCACUCCGGCCAAGCUGCUGAAUCCAUGCACGGGCGACCAGAACUGCACCAGCCCGUUCAGCUACAAGAACGUGCUGCCGCUGACCGGUAAUGGCGCCACGUUCAACAGGCUGGUGGGGGAGCAGCAGAUCUCGGGGAACCUGGACUCCCCCGAGGGCGGCUUCGACGCCAUCAUGCAAGUGGCCGUGUGUGGGCAACAGAUCGGCUGGAGGAACGUAACCCGCCUACUGGUGUUUUCCACUGACGCAGGAUUCCACUUUGCUGGCGACGGCAAGCUGGGUGGCAUUGUGCUGCCCAACGACGGGAAAUGCCACCUAGAGAACAACGUCUACACCAUGAGCCACUACUAUGACUACCCCUCAAUCGCUCACCUGGUUCAGAAGCUGAGUGACAACAACAUUCAGACUAUUUUUGCCGUCACAGAAGAGUUCCAGCCCGUUUACCAGGAACUGAAAAAUCUGAUACCAAAGUCUGCAGUGGGCACUCUGUCUGCCAACUCCAGCAACGUCAUCAACCUCAUCAUAGAUGCUUACAAUGCUCUUUCCUCUGAAGUGAUUCUGGAGAACACCAAAGUUUCAAACAACGUGACAAUCGAGUACACGUCUCACUGUAAGAAUGGAGUGAUCAAUAAGGGCGAAAAUGGAAGGAAGUGCUCCAAUAUCUCCAUUGGAGACGAGGUCCAUUUUAACAUCAGCAUCACCUCUAAAGGUUGUCCAAACCAAACCAAUCCUGAGAUUAUCAAGAUAAAGCCCCUGGGAUUCACAGAGGAGGUGGAGAUUAUCCUCCACUUCAUCUGCGAGUGCGACUGCCACAGCGAAGCCAUCAACAACAGCCAGGUCUGCAGCAACGGGAACGGGACGUACGAGUGCGGAGCCUGCAGGUGCAAAGACGGUCGCGUGGGCCGGGAGUGCGAGUGCAGCAGCAACGAAGUGUCCACGGAGGACAUGGACCGGACCUGCCGCAAGGACAACGGCACCGACAUCUGCAGCAACAACGGGGAGUGCGUGUGCGGCACCUGCGAGUGCAAGCCGAGGGAGAACCCGGAGGAGAGGUACAGCGGGCAGUUCUGCGAGUGUGACAACUUCAACUGCGACCGCUCUGGAAACAAGCUCUGCGGAGGACAUGGCGUCUGCGAGUGCAGGAAGUGCAUCUGUGAUCCCAUGUGGAACGGAACUGCCUGCGACUGUUCCCUGGACCAGAGCACGUGUUAUGCCAGCAACAAGCAGAUCUGCAACGGCAGGGGACGCUGCGAAUGCGGCAUCUGCAAGUGCGACGACCCCAAAUUCCAGGGCCCGACGUGCGAAACGUGUCCCACCUGUCCUUCGGUCUGCGCUGAACACAAAGAGUGCGUGGAGUGCCGGGCGUUUGGCACUGGGGUGAAGAAGGAAACGUGUCAGAAGGAAUGCAGUGACUUCACCAUGCAUAAAGUGCCGACCAAAGACAAGAUCCCCCAGCCCACCGACAAAUCCUACCCCGUCAUGCACUGCAAGGAGCGGGACGCCAACGACUGCUGGUUCUACUACACGUACGCCGUCACCAACAGCACGGAGAAGGUGGUCUACGUGUUGGAUGAGCCGGACUGCCCCACGGGCCCGGACAUCAUCCCGAUUGUCGCGGGCGUGGUCGCCGGCAUCGUCCUGAUCGGCUUGGCGCUGCUGCUCAUCUGGAAGCUGCUGAUGAUCAUCCACGACAGGAGAGAGUUCGCCAAGUUCGAGAAGGAGAAGAUGAACGCCAAGUGGGAUACGGGUGAAAAUCCAAUCUACAAAAGUGCUGUCACAACUGUGGUCAAUCCGAAAUACGAGGGCAAAUGAUGGCCCCGGGGUCCUUCCUGAACUCUUGACACCGACUCUGCAACAGCUGCAGUCGUACACCAGCCGGUCCGGCGGGAGCGAGUGGCGGAAAAUUUGUGCGUUCGUCUUCGUCGCUUCAUCGUAGCAUUGUAUCACUCGGCCAUUGCGACCUGUUUGUUGUUACUAACACGUACAAUUUACCCCCCAUGUGUCGUAUUUUUCUUGUACAGUAUGCGGUCUUUGUACAUACUUUCAAGCGUCGCGUUUUGCUUUCUGCUGACGGACCGGUCCGAUUCGGAGCCCACGGAUUUAGAAAGACUUCUCCAGCGCGUGCUUCUUUAGCAGUCAAGCCUUCUGUUUAACGCGUCACUGUUGCUGCACUUCAUGUCACGUGCGUCUGUGUAUAUUUAGAGAACGGCUGCAAUAAGGUAUUCUGAACAAUCUCGAGCAGAAUUCAGUACAAAUCGGACAGAAGGAGUGAAUAAAGUGGUUGUAAAUGUAGUUUUGCAAGUUCAAAAUCAUUUGAACUUGCAAAUGAUUUUAGUUGUUUGUUGUUGGGUUUUGUUUGUUUUCAUUUUUUUUUUUUUUGCACUCUUGCAGAGUGCUGACCUGAUAUAAGAGUCGAAACACAAGACAGAUAUGAAGUAUUUUACUCUUAGUGUUGAGAUGGCGUGCUAUCGCAAAGAGAUUGUAUACCACUUGUUAAAAACAACAAAGUAACAGCAAUGCUGAACAAUCCAAAAAAUUUCUGCAGUUAUAUUAUAAUGAGAUACAGCUCUGAUGUAACCAAGUUUAGAUUUCUGUAUUUUUUAUUUUUUUUUAAUCCUCAGGUCCCACGUGUUUUCUUAUCGAUUUGUUUCUGUGCCAGUUUUGUUAUUAUUCACACUGAAUGACUGAAGAUGUCGCAUGAGUCACCUCAAAAGUGUACUCGCACCCAAAUGCCUCUAAACUACAACACAGGGCCUUUCAAAAAUAUUGCUUUUAAAGUGCCUUUAUUUUAUUUUAUUUUAUUACCAUGUUUUCCCCAGUGCUGUUCACAAGAUAUUUAUUAAAUACCAAAAAAAAAAAAAAA